GUGGCCGUCUCUUAGGCUGGCGAGGCUUUAAAUCGAGAUCGCGCGGCCGAAAAGCCAUGAUUUUGAGAGCCUGGCUGCUGGCUGCUGUUGGCGUGGCGGCAGCUGAUGAGGGAUGGAGCUUCUGGAGCUCCUUGAGGCUCGUCUCCGGUUUCCUCGGCCUGGAUCACCUCCGGGAGAAGAAGCAGCGCCGGGCCCAGCUGGCCAUCAUCGGCGCAGGCUUCUCACGCACGGGCACCAAGUCGAUGGAGACUGCCCUGUCGCAGCUGGGCUACCAAAUCUACGACAUGCGGUCUAUGCUACAGCUGGGCCAUGUGGAGGGCUGGUUGGAGGCGGCCCAGACGUGGCGGCGUGGCAACAGCACGGCGCUGGAGAAGAUGCUGCAAACCGUGGAGGAGCUCGGCUACACCGCGACUCUGGACCUGCCGAUGAAUUUGCUGGCGCCCGCGCUGGCGGAGAUCAGGCCGUCCGCCAAGGUGGUGAUGACUGUCAGGCCUUUGGAGGAGUGGCUGGAGAGCUGGGCGAACGUGAACGAGGUGAUGUCCUGCCUGGUGGUGAGGCCCUGGCGCUGGCUGGUGGACCUCAACUUCAACCAGCAGAUGCUGAAGGUGCUGUACGACUUCCAUUGGCCGUACCCAGAGUACCCGGAGCAUGUGCGGCGGCCGCUGCCCUGGUUUGAGAUCGUCACCUCCCUACCAGGCUUUGAGCCGAGCAUGCGCGAGGAGUGGCUUCAGCUGCACCGCCGGCUGCAGCAAGACCUGGAGCCCAUGGGCCGGCGAGUCUUGGUCUUCGACGUGCGCCAGGGCUGGCCCGUGCUGGCGGAGUUCUUAGAGGUGCCAAUCCCUGAGGGCGACUUUCCCCGCACCAACUCCAUCGCCGGAAUGCGGCUCGCGCGCCGGGUGCUGGAUGUGCUUGCGGCGGCCUUGCCCCUGUGGGUGCCAUUGGCGCUGUGGCUGCUCUGGGUUCUGAUGCUGCAGCUCUGCUGCUGUUUUUUGCGCCUGAUCCCGCGGAUGAACUUGGCAAGGAGGAUAUGGAAGUGGAAGCAUCCCAAGGCCAAGACGAAAUGAUGGGAACCUCAAAUCGAGCA
Effrenium voratum is the source of this 1084-nucleotide messenger RNA. The record is from the annotation of a GenBank genome assembly. Lineage: Eukaryota; Dinophyceae; Suessiales; Symbiodiniaceae.